Messenger RNA from Austrofundulus limnaeus, 3437 nucleotides. RefSeq names its product retinoic acid receptor beta. Gene Ontology annotation, biological process: regulation of transcription by RNA polymerase II; retinoic acid receptor signaling pathway; cellular response to corticotropin-releasing hormone stimulus. The record is from RefSeq and is a predicted model, not a curated record. Gene Ontology annotation, cellular component: nucleus; transcription regulator complex. Lineage: Eukaryota; Metazoa; Chordata; Actinopteri; Cyprinodontiformes; Rivulidae. Gene Ontology annotation, molecular function: zinc ion binding; nuclear receptor activity; RNA polymerase II cis-regulatory region sequence-specific DNA binding.
GACGUCUCUUCAGCUGAUAAACGAGGCAGAAAACAGAGAGCCGAGUGUCGGCUCGGGCCCAUGUGGUGGUCUGCGAUCAGGACGGGGACAGAGCCGGUCAGUUUGGGGUCACAGGCGGGUUCACGGGACGGUCACCGGCUCAGGGGGGUCCGAGGAAAGACCAGACCUGUUUCCAGUGGUGGAGGUGGAGGAAAACACCUGGAAACCAGAAAACCUGGACACAGUGGAGACCCACAGCUCCAGCUCCUGUUCUGGUUCGGACGACCCGUUCGCCAGCCCGCCCUCCCCUCCCCCGCCCCCGCGCACCUACAAGCCCUGCUUUGUGUGUCAGGACAAAUCCUCGGGCUACCACUAUGGAGUCAGCGCCUGCGAAGGCUGCAAGGGGUUCUUCCGCCGCAGCGUGCAGAAAAACAUGGCGUACACGUGUCACCGCGACAGGAACUGCAUCAUCAACAAGAUCACCAGGAACCGCUGUCAGUACUGCCGCCUGCAGAAGUGCUUCGCCGUGGGAAUGUCCAAAGAGUCUGUGAGGAACGACAGGAACAGGCGAAAAGGCAAGAAGGAGGCGGUGAAGAUGACCAUCAUGGAGACGUACGAGUUGACGGCGGAGCUCGGUCUGAUCGUGGAGAAGAUCUGCAGAGCUCACAGAGAAACCUUCCCCUCCCUCUGCCAGCUGGGAAAAUACACCACAAACUCCAGUUCAGACCACAGGAUCCAGCUGGACCUGGGCCUGUGGGACAAGUUCAGCGAGCUCGCCACCAAGUGCAUCAUCAAGGUGGUGGAGUUCGCCAAGCGGGUGCCGGGCUUCACCGGCCUGACCAUCGCAGACCAGAUCACCCUGCUCAAAGCCGCCUGCCUCGACAUCCUGAUCUUGAGGAUUUGCACUCGCUACACUCCAGACCAGGACACCAUGACCUUCUCAGACGGCCUGACGCUGACCCGCACUCAGAUCCACAACGCGGGCUUCGGACCCCUGACGGACCAGGUCUUCAUGUUCGCCGGGCAGCUGCUGCCUUUGGAGAUGGACGAGACGGAGAGCGGGCUCCUCAGCGCCAUCUGCCUCGUCUCCGGAGACCGGCAGGACCUGGAGGAGCCGUCGAAGGUGGAGGUGCUGCAGGAGCCGCUGCUGGAGGCGCUGAAGAUCUACUCGCGUAAACGGCGACCCAGCAUGCCCCUGAUGUUCCCCAAGGCCCUGAUGAAGAUCACCGACCUGCGCACCAUCAGCGCUAAAGGGGCGGAGCGAGUGGUGACGCUGAAGAUGGAGAUCCCUGGCUCCAUGCCGCCUCUGAUCGAGGAGAUGCUGGAGGACCUGCAGGACCUGGAGACCAGUCAGGAAACACACGGCGUCUCCUCUCAGCGCACAAACCGCUCCGGUUUCCCACUCUGAACCUGCAAAAUCCCACAGAGAGAGAGAGAUUACUAACAGCAUGAAGUGCAGAUCCAGAGCGUCACUAGUCUCUCACCUCCGUUAAAGUCCAGGAAUCUUUCAGAGCUGUAGAUCAGAAAACCAGAUUCAGCCGCGGCGUCGACGUCUCUGCUGGAGUAAAAUCUAGUUUCAUGAGGUCAAAGCUGCUCGGAGGGAGAAAAACUAGAAUCAUGCAGUAUUAUUUUAAACUCUGAGAGCCGCUCUCAGCCUUCUGUUUACCAUAUCUGCUUCUUAACAGUAUUUAUAAUCGCAUGAGUUAUUAAUGAAAUAACACCUGCAGCAUUUAGAUUAGAGAGGUGACGCCUUGAAGGACGAGUCAAACGGGAAAAGGGAAACGAAAAUGUUUAUAAAUUUGUUGAAAAUUGGCCAAAUUAAAGUAGGUGAAGAAAAAAAAAAAAACAGAAAAUUAACGUUAGAAAAAGAUUUUGUAUUUCUCAGCUCUUUGGGCGUCAGAUUGUUUUUUUUGUUUUGUUUUGUUUUUGUUUUUUUGUUUCUGCUGGAUGCCUGACAUAAUUAAACACUGUCAGUAGCUAAAUAUAUUUUACGACUUAUUAUCUUCUUCUUUGACAAAUAAGAAAAUUUAACUUCAGAUUAUAAUGAAGCUUUUAUUAUCAUGUUUUUAGAAAAGUUUUAAUGCAAAAAUACUUUUUUUUAAACAAGGAUUGUGUAAACAUUUAUCAGAUGAUUGUUGCACUGUGGCACUGUUUUUGUCUCGUAGCUCCGCCCUGACCUUACAUUAUUUUUAUUUUUUUAACUAAACAACUUCAGUUCCAACAAAACAAUAUGUUUUUUUUUUAUGUAAAUUUAAAAAUCGAUGUGAUGGUGCUCAAAUCUAUUCAAACGUCAGAAGCCUGCCUCUCUGAUGGUAUAGGGGUGCAUUAGGCAGCUGACACUUCUGGAAACAUUGGAUGUUUUCUCGGUUCUUUAAUUUACAUUUUUACUCAACAUCCCAACAUUUUUGGAAUUGAGGUUUUAAUAUUUUACCUGCUAAACACAUUUUUUCUUUUUCUUUAUUAUUUUUGACCGUGUUGGCGUGGCAGAAAAGCAGUGUCAAAAUAAAAGCGCUGGAUUAUGGAGAUUGAAGUGAAAGAAUUGAUUAAAGAUAAAUGGGAGACAAUAACAGGAAUGAUGUAUUUUAAAUCAGAUACCUGAAUAAAUGUAAUUAAGCUGAGGGUGGACAUAGUUAGAGAUUAAAUUUCAUGACAUCUUUGAAUAUUGACGUAUUUUUCAUGAUAAUAAGCUCUAAUGAGGUCAUUAUUAUUUGUUUUGACCUAAAAAAGAAGUACAAAAUGUGUUUCUCAAAGUGCUUGUUCUUCUAAUAAACCCCACUUAAUCACUUAGUUUGUUCCAGUGCCCCAUUUUUACUGUGAUUUUUAAGAGUUCUUCCAAAUUAAAAUGAAUGUGAUGUCAUUAAAAUGCAUUUCUAAACAUGUCCUCUCUCAGCUUCCAUAGAAAACCCUUUUUCUGCUGAUAAAUUUCAUAAAAAUCACAUUUUUAAUCAUCAGAAAAUUUAAAAAUAACCAACAUUUUUAAACAUUUGUGUGUCCUGACUGGAACUGAAUGAUGAAACACCAUAUCCAUUUCAUUAUUUGACAAAACGAUAAAAGCUCCUUUAUUUUAAACAUCUUGUGAUCUUUUUUUCCUUCAGGCAGCAAGAGAAAUCUAGAUUUUGAGUAAAUGACAUAAGAAUUAAUUUACCAGAAUUAUUUCAUGGGUUGAACUAAAUAAAAAGCAGAAAACAAUGAGAUAAAUAAUAAGUUAUGAUUUUGUCCUCUUGUCUUCCAUACACAUUUGAAGGAGAUUAAACUGAAGCGGCAGAAAAAUCUGAUUUGUAAAAAAUAGUAAUACAAAGAAAAACGUGCCUCUUUAAAUGUGCCAACGUUUUCCAGUACUGUUAGUUUUUUGUUAUCUUCAUGCCACAGACUAUGUACAGACGAUCAUGUUUCAUUUGUGAUAUCAUUAAACAUUUUAUGGAUUUUUUGUCUAUUAAAGUUUUGUUUAUUGAGUUUCA